AUGGUGGAGCGGACGAAGCAGAUUGUUAGUUUCCUCCCAUCCGACGAUCAAAAACAUUCGGGCUUCCUCGGCCCUUCUCAGAAAGAAUUCUAUAUCUCACGGCGCUUCUCUGCCCCUUCGCUUACAAUGGGUCGAAUAUCGCUUGCCGUUCUCGCUGGAGUGGCCAUCUGCACCACGGCUGGCGCGACAGCAUGCUUUGCCAUGCUCUCUUGGAAUAUGUCGACUCUCCCCGCCAUCAGGGCCUCAGCGAUUGCCGCCGCGGCUCUCCAAGGCACCCUACUAAUAGUACUAGCUUUGUUCAUUUCAGCACGUAUGCUGGUGAAAAUGCGUCAAAUUUCACAGCCCUACACGGGUAUAGCUUUGUGUUUGGGAGUUUUGGCGAGCCUCGUCUCGGUCGCAACGGCCGCUCUUUCCCUGAUCUGGAUGGAGACGUCCAACAGCUACGAUGACCAAGUUCGUUCCAACCGGUCGUCAAAGGUCAUUAUUGUUUCAGUGAUGCUGGCCCUCGCUGUUACCAGCCAGAUUGCAUUCAUGAUUAUCCACUUUGCGCAAUCACAUCAGAAGCAGCCUGGUGGGCGUCCCCUGUUCGCUCCAAGGGAAGCUUCGCCGUGGUCACCAGCCACCUAUUUCAAGUCGAUUCGCUACAGCCAGACGUCACCACGGAAGAGUGACUCGGAGGAGUCGGCGUCUUUUGCCUUGAAAGACAGCCCGGCCUCGCUGCGUAACAAACUUGUGCAGACUAGCCCUCUCAAGAUCGCAUUUCCGCAAGCCGUUCGUCACACCUCGUCGCGAACAAGGCUGCUGCACGCCAAAGACAGCGCGCAAAGCUUGGCCAUUGAUACAAGCGUGCAUCCAAAUGCUACUCAGGAAAGCUUCGAUACUUGGGACACAUCAUCAGUGGAUGCGCAAAAUCGCCAGGCUGUAAUGGAAGUGUGCACAUCGCCCAUCAUCCCUUAUGCUCUGGAAACUAUUCCCGGUAGUCCCCGAGGUAGCAUCAGUCCCGAAAACAUGCUGUACUUUGAACCACCACGACCGAUUCUGAAGCGCAGCCGCAGUCACAGUCCGGCGACUGGGCGUCCAGCACCGCGUGGAAGAGCCCCAGUCAACCCCGACGAACUACACAUUCAUCCGCUGUUCCGAUCAGACUCUCCCAGUACGCCGCCCAUCCUGACGCCAGGAACGAGAGUUGUAGCCGCGCCCGAUGCUGGCCAAAUCCUUUUUCAUCAUGCUCCGAUGAGGUCACUCCCUCGCGUCCGUAGCGGGAGCCUGCCAACCAUGUCGCGCAGCUCGUUUGUUCAACACAUGGACCCCGCUAUGACAGGGGAACAGUUGCUCAAUAGAGAGAUUGCGCGGGAGCAGGAAAGGAAAAUGACGCCCCCCGUACCUGAAUGGGUAUUGAACAGCAAGUCUCUGUACAAAUCAGCCACCUACGGAGUAGAGACAGUUACAAUUGUGUGCAGCGCUGGUGUUCAACGGGGCUCCACCAGAGCUCAUCAGCUUGUAGUUGCGGCUUCGUCAUUGAGCGGGUGCCUGGACAGGACCAGCCCACAGUGGACGGCGAUAUGGCGGCGCGGCGAAUCGCAUCCUUGGUAUAAAAAGGAUCGAGACUGUGGCUCAGGUCUCGUGUACAUUGCAACGCCCUCCACACAGGUUAUGGUGGCAAUGCAGGAGCAAUGGAUGGCCAUGCGGUCUCCACCGCACACAGGCGCCAACGGCAUCCAGCCUGCCUCCACAUCAAAAACGCAGCCCAGGCCAAAGCUGGACCACGUCAAGCGCCAGCCCGCCAGUAACUUGUCUUUUGCAUACACCAGAGCCGACAGUCAACAGUCUGUUCCUCGCCAACCCUCGUCUUCUUUUCCUCCCCGGCAUCUCCACCCGCCGUUCUAUUCCUCGUAUACUGCGUCCAUUUAUUCCCACUGCCGCAGCCAUCCAGCUGCAACCACCAUACCCGCCAUGAAGGUUACCUUCCGAGCUGGGCCGGCCGCUGAGAGGCAUUCCGUGUCGUGGCCACCUGGCCGCCGACGCAUACUGAAACCACGCGAACCCAGAGAAGCUGACCACUGGCUCGCGCAGGAUCUCAAGCAGCAAAAGUUCACCCUCGAAGUCGAACCCGCCGACCUGAUCUCCGCCGUCAAAGAAAAGAUUUCUGCCGAAAAGGGAUGGGAUCCCAAGCACCAAAAGCUCAUCUACUCGGGCAAGAUUCUCAAGGAUGAGGAGACGGUUGCCUCAUACAACAUUGAAGAGAAAGGCUUCGUUGUCUGCAUGGUGAACAAGCCCAAGGAAAAGCCGGCCGCCGCUGCUCCCUCGGCCGUUGCCCCCCCUGCCACACCAGCCCAACCUGUCACGAGCACGCCCGCCGUUCCAGCAGCUCCCAAUCAGUCGUCCGCUAACCAAAGUACCGCACCUCCUGUCACACCGUCCCCCAACCGCAGCGCCGAUGCCGCGGCUCCUACCGGCGCCGACGCAGCCGGCCUCACCAUGGGCGCCGAGCGCGCCGCCGCCAUCACGAGCAUGGAGGCCAUGGGCUUUGAGAGAAGCCAGAUUGAGGCUGCCAUGCGUGCUGCCUUUAACAACCCCGACAGAGCCGUUGAGUACCUCUUGACUGGCAUCCCCGACAACAUCCAGCAGGAGCAGCAGGCUCGCCAAGCUGCUGCCGCUGCCUCGGCUGCCGCCCCGGCCGCCCCGGCCGCACCUCAGACGACACAGACCGGCGGCGACGAGGAGGGUGGCAUCAACCUAUUUGAUCUCGCCGCCCAGCAUGGUGGCACUGGUGGAUCUCGCGGCAGCAGUGGCGAUGCUGGUGGUGCCUCCGCCGACCUUGGAAAUCUGGAUUUCCUGCGCACGAACCCCCAGUUCCAACAGCUCCGCCAAGUUGUACAACAGCAGCCCCAGAUGCUGGAGCCCAUCUUGCAACAGCUCGGUGCUGGCAACCCUCAGCUUGCCCAACUCAUCGCCUCCAACCCUGAUGCUUUCCUUCACCUCCUGGGCGAGGAUGCUGAGGACGACGUCCCUCUGCCUCCCGGCGCCCAGGCCAUCUCUGUCACCGAGGAGGAGCGCGACGCCAUUGAACGUCUGUGCCGCCUCGGAUUCGACAGAGACCAGGCUAUUCAGGCCUACUUUGCCUGCGACAAGAACGAGGAGCUCGCUGCCAACUUUUUAUUCGACCAACCCGAAGACGAGCAGCCGCCCGCGAGCCAAUAA
Cordyceps militaris CM01 is the source of this 3201-nucleotide messenger RNA. RefSeq names its product UV excision repair protein (RadW), putative. The transcript is spliced from 13 exons. NCBI's taxonomy places the organism in Eukaryota, Fungi, Ascomycota, Sordariomycetes, Hypocreales, Cordycipitaceae. Gene Ontology annotation, biological process: proteasome-mediated ubiquitin-dependent protein catabolic process; nucleotide-excision repair. Gene Ontology annotation, cellular component: cytosol; nucleoplasm. Bases 1 to 3201 code for a protein of 1066 amino acids. The record is from RefSeq and is a predicted model, not a curated record. Gene Ontology annotation, molecular function: ubiquitin binding; proteasome binding; damaged DNA binding.